UCAACACGCUCCAGAUGUCUUUUAGGGAGAGGAGGAGGAGGAAGAGAAAGACAAAGGAACACAAAGAAGAACUAACGACAGCAGACCACAAAUAUCUAACACACACUAAGAGAGAGGAACACAAAGGAUGAACAAACAGCAACAGAUCUGCUGGCCACAACGAGGAUAUUUGUGGCCUACUACACUGUCGGAUAUAAAGUUCGAAAGCAGCUGCUGGACAUGACGGAGCAGAAAUGCCACGUGUACCUCGGUGGGAUCCAGACCAUGCACUACAGAACAUUCGAAGACAAGAUAGGACUUCCAGGAAUGCUGGGCACUGUAGUAGGGGAUGUGAAACCCUUCUGUGGGAGCCGGAAGAUAGGACUUCCAGGAAUGCUGGGCACUGUAGUAGGGGAUAUGAAACCCUUCUGUGGGAGGAAAGCCUUCAGGUUGUUGAGAAAUGACCCAAGAAUCUUCAGGGAGACUGCAUCAAACAGUAUGGUCAACGCUAACACCUAUAGAUAUCUAGUGCCUGGCUUCCUGCCCUGUCCAUCGUCAUCCAUUAGCGACGGCGUUAAGGGCGGCUUCAUCUCAGCCUCAUGUCAUAGCAAGCAUCCUUCAUCUCCUUACAUCAACAUUAUCUCAACACCAACCGUACAAGAAACUCGCUGACUUAGGCCUCGUCCUGAUCCUCGCCCUCACCGCCAGCUCCUUUCCUUCCUCAUUGACAAACUCGCUUGCACAACAACAACUGCUUUCACCCGCCUGAUGGUAACAAUGUGUAUGUAUGUGUAUGCAUGUAAUUAACGUUAAUUUAUAUCUUUUUGUGUGUGAUUAUGUAUAUCUUUGAAAACGAUCAUUCACAUCAAAGCGUGAUUGCUCUCUGUGUGACAAUGGCUCAACUCAAGCAAGUCUGCACGAGCUGCGGCUCAACACACUUUGCUACAAAAUGCAAAGGUUACAGUAAUUCUUGUAUUAAUAUUAUAAAGCAAUAAACUUUACUUACUUACCUACA
Messenger RNA from Scylla paramamosain (green mud crab), 994 nucleotides. RefSeq lists its product as uncharacterized. NCBI's taxonomy places the organism in Eukaryota, Metazoa, Arthropoda, Malacostraca, Decapoda, Portunidae. The record is from RefSeq and is a predicted model, not a curated record. Bases 220 to 651 code for a protein of 143 amino acids. The transcript is spliced from 4 exons.